Pristis pectinata (smalltooth sawfish) is the source of this 2035-nucleotide messenger RNA. RefSeq names its product 5-aminoimidazole-4-carboxamide ribonucleotide formyltransferase/IMP cyclohydrolase (gene atic). The record is from RefSeq and is a predicted model, not a curated record. Gene Ontology annotation, biological process: 'de novo' IMP biosynthetic process. Lineage: Eukaryota; Metazoa; Chordata; Chondrichthyes; Rhinopristiformes; Pristidae. Gene Ontology annotation, cellular component: cytosol. Gene Ontology annotation, molecular function: phosphoribosylaminoimidazolecarboxamide formyltransferase activity; IMP cyclohydrolase activity. The transcript is spliced from 16 exons. Bases 127 to 1902 code for a protein of 591 amino acids.
CACGGCCUGCCCAGUUCGCCGUACCCGUACCCCGCUCUUCCGCUGGCUGCUCCGCCCAGCAGAGUCCACGUGUUGAGCUGGGACACUGAACGCCGCCGGAGCAGGAGCAAAGCAAGCAGCAUCGGGAUGGCACCCAACGAGCUUGCAUUGCUGAGCGUCUCUGAUAAGACGGGUCUGGUGGACUUCGCCAGGAGCCUGGUUUCCAUUGGCCUCUCCCUCGUGGCUUCUGGUGGGACAGCUAAGGCUCUGCGAGAUGCUGGACUCGCUGUCAGGGAUGUGUCGGAGAUUACCGGGUUUCCCGAAAUGUUGGGAGGACGAGUGAAGACUCUACAUCCUGUGGUACAUGGAGGUAUCUUGGCUCGGAAUAUUCCAGAAGAUGAGUCUGACAUUGAGAAACUUGGUUUCAGCUUGAUAAGGGUUGUUGUUUGCAACCUGUACCCGUUUGCGAAAACAGUCUCCGUUCCAGAUGUGACCCUGGCCGAGGCUGUGGAGCAGAUCGACAUCGGUGGUGUGACCCUGUUGCGUGCAGCAGCAAAGAACCAGACCCGUGUGACCGUGGUGUGUGAUCCCAGUGACUACAAGUGUGUUGCCCGGGAGAUGGAGGCCUCUGAGCACAAGGACACCUGUGCAGAGACCAGGAGAGCCUUGGCAUUGAAGGCCUUCACUCACACAGCCCAGUACGACGCAGCGAUUUCUGAUUACUUCCGGAAGGAAUGCGGUCAGGGAGAGUCCCAGCUCCAGCUGAGGUACGGGAUGAAUCCCCACCAGACCCCUGCGCAGAUCUACACACUGAGGCCCAAGCUCCCGAUCAAAGUUCUGAACGGAUCACCUGGCUUCAUCAAUCUGUGUGAUGCUCUGAAUGCCUGGCAGCUGGUGAGGGAGCUGAAACAGGCCCUGGGUCUCCCUGCUGCUACCUCCUUCAAACACGUCAGCCCUGCAGGUGCAGCUGUUGGGGUGCCAUUGACAGAGGAGGAAGCCAAGGUCUGUAUGGUGCACGACAAGUUCAAUGAUCUCACUCCUCUGGCCACAGCCUAUGCCAGAGCCAGAGGUGCUGACAGGAUGUCCUCUUUUGGUGACUUUGUGGCCUUGUCAGACGUCUGUGAUGUUCAGACCGCCCGGAUAAUCUCCAGAGAGGUCUCAGAUGGAAUCAUUGCUCCAGAUUACGAGGGGGAGGCCUUGGAAAUUCUGUCCAAGAAGAAAAACGGGAACUAUUGUGUCCUUCGGAUGGACCCAGAAUAUGAACCAGAUGAGCUUGAAACCCGAAUGAUUUUUGGAUUGCACCUGGCCCAGAAGAGGAACAACGCACCCAUCGAUCGCUCGCUGUUCAAAAACCAGGUCACCUCAUUGACAGAUCUGCCAGAGUCUGCCAUUCGUGACCUGAUAGUGGCCAGCAUCGCAGUGAAGUACACUCAGUCCAACUCGGUGUGUUACGCCAAGGACGGCCAGGUUCUGGGCAUUGGUGCAGGUCAACAGUCUCGCAUUCACUGCACCAGGCUGGCAGGUGACAAGACCGAUCACUGGUGGCUCCGUCAUCACCCGAGGGUGCUGGCCAUGAAGUUUAAAACAGGCACGAAGCGGGCUGAGAUUGCCAAUGCCAUCGAUCAGUACGUGGGCGGGCUGAUAGAGGCUGUGGAGCUGGCCAAGUGGCAGGAGAUGUUUGAGGAGGUUCCUGAGCCACUGUUGGAGACAGAGCGCAAGAACUGGAUCUCCAGGCUGAGAGGAGUUGCUCUGAGCUCCGACGCAUUCUUUCCGUUCCGGGACAAUGUUGAGCGGGCCAAGAAGAGUGGAGUGGAUUUCAUCGCUGCCCCAUCAGGGUCAGCAGCUGACCAGUUGGUGAUCGAUGCGUGCAAGCAGCUGGGUAUAACUCUGUUUCACACCAACCUCCGACUCUUCCACCACUAGAAGGUUUGCCCACUGUUGCCGGCCCAUCACUGGGCCCCAGUAGUAGGAUGUUUUGUCUGCUGCUGUAUUGAUGUUGGAAAUUGUUCUCUGGAGUCAAAUGGUUACCAGGUUAUAAAUAAAUCAGUCCAACAUA